GUCCUAGAAAAACAUCUGUUCUUUUGUGCUUUGGGAAAAUGAGGCCCAUUUUCUGUGGUAACUUUGAGUAUGAUGCACGCCAAUCGGAUCUUGAGCGACUGUUUGGCAAAUAUGGGAAGGUCGAGAGGGUGGAUAUGAAGUCUGGUUAGUUGAUCUACCAUUUACAUCUCUCUCCCUUUCUGAAGGCCAUUGUUCUCCAGAAGCUAUUAUUUUGCAUUGUAUUGCUGUUUGAGAUUCGUUUAUUUAUUUAUUGGUCAUUCUUUGUUGCCCCUCCCCUGCCUCCUUCCUUCUCUUGUCGUGGUUUUGAUGUUGAAAUUAUUUUGUUACUUUUGUAACAACUAAAGAAAUAUCAAUGAGCAUAGUUGAAUCCCUUUGUAAUACAUGUACUUAGACCUUUGAGGUAUGAUACUUGGAUACCAUGUGGAUUUGGCAUUGAUACAGCAGAGAGAUACACUUACGCUAGAAAUACUGGACAUGGAUAUGCAAGUGAUGAUCAUUUUGAAGAACUGUGGUAUCAUAUGCACUCAUGCUUAUAGUGAAUUGAUUUAUUUGGUCUUUAGUGGUAGUGUUCAUGCGUUAGUUGAAUUGCAACCAAAACUGCCUAUAAUACAUGCAUUUGACAUGCAAAUUGAGGGAAAGCCAUUUCAUGUACUACCAUAAUUUUAUAUUCCAAUUCUACGUGGCGGUGGGUCCUACAGCAACAAAGUGAUUCUGCGGUGGAUAAACUGUGCAUUGAUUCUUCAGUUACAAGGGUGCAACAUUGUCUGGACUUUACACACGGCAACGGCAAUCCUCUUUUCGAGAUCUAGUGGGGGUUCAGGAUAUAUUUAAGAAAAGCAAGUCUGUUUUUUGAAGUGUAGGCCCCCAUACUCAGCAAUUUCUUUGGCGCAGGAUUAUCUUCGAACAUCCAUGCUCUUCCUGGAUGAUGGAUGGGCUCUUCUGCAUUUUCUUUCCUGCCCGUGCCCGAGCUUCAUCUUAUUGUGUUUUUCAGAACUGCUGACCUGAUCUGCAAUGGCACAACCACUCUACAUUUCCCCGAGACACCAUUGCCUUUCAUCCCUCAUGACCUUGGCCCAGUCUUCAAUUUCAGAAAUGUCUCAAGGUAUAACCCUUGCCGAACUCGAGGUCAGAAGCAGCAGAAUGGAUGGAGAUGGCACUCUCUGUUCGGUGACCUACCAUGAGAACACCCACUUUUGGAUUCUUGUUCAUUGACAUCAUUUAAUUCACCACACAAGGGUUUGCUUUCAUCUAUAUGGAUGAUGAACGAGAUGCUGAGGAUGCUAUUCGAGGACUUGACCGGUCAGAAUUUGGCAGACAGGGGCGCCGCCUUCGUGUUGAGUGGACAAAGCAUGAGCGUGGUAUUAGAAGGCCAGGUGGUUCAAGAAGACCUGCAGCCAAUUUGAGGCCAACAAAGACCUUAUUUGUUAUAAAUUUUGAUCCAAUACGCACUAGGACAAGAGAUCUAGAGAGACACUUUGAUCCAUAUGGAAAAAUAUUGAAUAUAAGGAUCAGAAGAAACUUUGCAUUUAUUCAGUUUGAAUCACAGGAUGAUGCUACCAAAGCAUUGGAUGCCACAAACAUGAGCAAAUUGAUGGAUCGGGUUAUUUCGGUAGAAUACGCAGUCCGAGAUGAUGACGAAAGAAGAAAUGGCUACAGCCCUGAUCGUAGAGGUCGUGAUAGGUCUCCUACUAGGAGCCGAGAUCGGGGGCGAUCACCGAGUCCUUAUCGAAAAGAAAGGGGUAGCCCUGAUUAUGGCCGUGGCCCCAGCCCAUAUGCCAGGCCUGAACCAAGGGGCAGUCCUGAUUAUGGUCGAGCAGAGAGCCCAGCGUAUGAGAGAUACCGCAGUCGGUCGCCCCCAGCAGAGGAGAGAUCGUGAUCUCAAGAAGCAAUGCAGUAGAGUGGCUACAAGGAUUUUGUGGGAUAUUGUUUUCUUUACGCAUCUUCUGAUAGGGAACUGUACCGAUGAACUUAGCAUUUUCAUUUUUAUUCUGACUAUUGUUGUAGGAGUGAACUGUGAAAUAUACAUCUUAAACUGCUGAAAUAGGUGCUAGGCUGAAGGAAUACUUUUUUCUAUUUUUGGCAAGAAGACUGCAGAUUAUGUUGCUCUUUUUCUUGUGUGGUUAAUUUAUGCCUUUGUGAA
Messenger RNA from Nelumbo nucifera (sacred lotus), 2140 nucleotides. The record is from RefSeq and is a predicted model, not a curated record. Lineage: Eukaryota; Viridiplantae; Streptophyta; Magnoliopsida; Proteales; Nelumbonaceae.